AUGUAAAAGCCCAUAUACAGACUUAUGAGGCCCAUUUAGUGUUUCUAACUAUCUUCUCCACCGUGCUCGUCCUUUGCGGUCGCACGGUGAAGGAAAAAAAAACAGAGAAACGUCGAACAGGUCCGAUCAUCUCUGAUCGUCUUCCAUGGCGCAGAUCCCUAACUUGGAGAAUGCUCCUCUCAAUCUCAAAUCCAUUAGGGAGAAGUCUCAGAGGGAGCUCGUAAACUUGCUUAAAGACAUUCGUGGAACUAAGUGUCUGGUUAUUGAUCCAAAGCUAAGCGGUUCCGUUUCAUUGAUCAUCCAGACUUCCACACUUAAGGAACUUGGUUUGGAAUUACGACAUCUUUCUGAAGAACCAGUUCAGACUGAAUGCACGAAAGUGGUCUAUCUUGUUCGAUCUCAACUCAGUUUUAUGAAACACAUAGCUUCGCACAUUCAGAAUGAUAUUUCCAAAGCGAUUCAGAGAGACUACUACGUUUACUUUGUUCCUCGUAGGUCUGUCGCGUGUGAGAAGAUUCUUGAGCAGGAAAAAGUUCAUAACCUGGUUACCGUGAAGGAGUUUCCUCUGUAUAUGGUUCCACUGGAUGAGGAUGUGAUAUCUUUUGAGCUUGAGCUCUGUGAAAAAGAUUGCCUUGUCGAUGGUGAUGUUAGCUCACUUUGGCAUGUUGCAAAAGCAAUACAUGAGCUCGAGUUUUCUUUUGGAGUUAUACCGAAAGUGAGGGCAAAGGGCAAAGGAUCAGUUCGUGUUGCAGAUAUACUUAACCGCAUGCAAGUGGAGGAACCUGUCAAUACCAAUGAUGUGGGAAGGCCUGAAGUAGAUACACUCAUUCUGUUGGAUAGAGAGGUUGAUAUGGUUACACCAAUGUGUACCCAGUUAACUUAUGAAGGAUUGUUAAACGAGUUUUUGCAUAUCAGUAAUGGAGCUGUCGAGGUCGACUCGUCUGUGAUGGGUUCUCAGCAGGAGGGGAAAAAGAUGAAGGUUCCCCUUAAUUCAAGUGAUAAAUUGUUCAAGGAGACGAGGGAUCUCAACUUUGAAGUCGUUGUGCAGGUUCUACGGCAGAAGGCAACAACCAUGAAGGAGGACUAUACUGAAAUUAAUUCUACCCAGACAGUUUCUGAGCUAAAGGACUUUGUCAAGAAGCUUAACUCAUUACCAGAGAUGACAAGGCACAUACAUCUUGCUCAGCACCUGACAACAUUCACGUCCAAGCAGUCAUUUCUUUCGCAGCUUGACAUGGAACAAACACUAGUUGAGGCAGAAAGUUAUGACAUAUGCUUUGAGUACAUAGAAGAAUUGAUCCAUAAACAGGAGCCUCUCACUAAAGUCCUGCGACUAUUGGUCCUAUUUUCUAUUACAAACUCAGGGUUACCGAAAAAGCAAUUUGAUUAUAUAAGAACGGAACUACUCCACAGUUAUGGGUUUGAGCAUGUGAACGUAUUGAACAACUUGGAAAAAGCAGGAUUGUUGAAGAAACAGGAGUUUAAAAGCAACUGGCAGACAGUGAAACGUACAAUGAAACUUAUAGUUGAAGACACAGAUACGUCAAGGCCGGUUGAUAUCGCUUAUGUCUAUUCUGGAUAUGCUCCUCUUAGCAUUCGUCUUGUCCAACAAGCUAUACAUUCCGGAUGGCGUCCAAUAGAAGACAUUUUGAAGCUGUUGCCAGGACCACAUCUGGAAACUAAAAGAGUCAGUACACGUUUACCCAACUGGAGAAAAAAAAAAGAAUUGUUUUGUUAUGCUAUUGUAUUUUCUGUUUUCGACUAUUUUGUGAUCACAUUAUGUACCAUCUCUAUGCAGAGUGGAUUCCCAAGUAGUCCAUCAGUUGAUUCAUUGCAUGGAGCUUCAAAUGGGGUUGCUGAUGGAAGACGCUCAGUUGUUCUUGUUGUCUUCAUUGGAGGUGUAACAUUUGCUGAAAUCUCUGCCCUACGGUUUCUCGCCUCCAAGGAAGGAAUGGCUUAUGAUUUGAUUAUUGCUACAACAAAGAUCAUCAAUGGCGCAACACUAAUAGAAACAUUCAUGGAUAAACAAGGCUGAUCCGUAAGAGAGCGUUAUCUUUUCUCUCGAGUGCUAUUGUGUGUUUAUUUAUUGUCUUUUUAUGUCUUUGUGACUCUUCUUCUGGAUCGUUUUGGUUGCAGAGUGAAUGGUAUUCAAAUGUUCUCGUAUAUGUUUUUCUUUUGUGGUGAGAGACAGUAUGAUCUUUUAUAUACAAAUCAGUAAUAUAUUUGUUGAUGCAUAUUUUCA
Brassica rapa (field mustard) is the source of this 2242-nucleotide messenger RNA. Its product is annotated as vacuolar protein-sorting-associated protein 33 homolog. Gene Ontology annotation, biological process: vesicle-mediated transport. The record is from RefSeq and is a predicted model, not a curated record. NCBI's taxonomy places the organism in Eukaryota, Viridiplantae, Streptophyta, Magnoliopsida, Brassicales, Brassicaceae.